Molecule: messenger RNA, 1116 nt
Organism: Darwinula stevensoni
Lineage: Eukaryota; Metazoa; Arthropoda; Ostracoda; Podocopida; Darwinulidae
Source: the annotation of a GenBank genome assembly
CUUUUUAUAUUUGCAGGGGACCUUUGCAAUAUCGAGCAAGAUCAAGAACUGCAUUGCAAGUUCACUUAUGAAGAUUUGGGGAUUGUUGAAGUCUCUGGAGGUGUAAAGCCUCCAAGUGGAAUGUUGGGUCCUGCCAACUUGACACUUACCAUCAAUGUAGUUUCACAUCAGUUGAAAUGGGAGCAUGAUUUUCCAGUGUGCCAUGGCAAAAAUGUGAUCCGCAUUCCAGGGGUGACGGUGUAUGAGUUUCCAGUUGUGAUGAGAAUGGAAUUCGAACCAGACAUAUCUCAACCCCACAUUGACAACACCAAGGCAAUACUUGCUUCUGGUUACUUAGAAGGAGAGAAUGGAGAGAGGAAGCACCUUUUCCUGAGGUCAAGCUUCUUGCCCAAGUGGGACCAAUUGAAUCUCGAGAAGAUUCCACUGUGUAUAAAUGAAAGUAUUCCAGAUCUCCAAUCACGCCUGGUGAACAUAGAAUCCCAGCUUCCAGAUCUCUGGUCACACUUGGCAAACAUAUCAUCCCAUCUUCCAGAUCUCCAGUCACGCCUGACAAAUGUAGAACCCCAGCUUCCAGAUCUCCAGUCACGCCUGGCAAACGUAGAAUCUCAGCUUCCAGAUCUCCAGUCACACCUGGCAAAUGUGGAAUCCCAGCUUCCAGAUCUCCAGUCACACCUGGCAAAUGUGGAAUCCCAGCUUCCAGAUCUCCAGUCACGCCUGGCAAACGUAGAAUCUCAGCUUCCAGAUCUCCAGUCACACCUGGCAAAUGUGGAAUCCCAGCUUCCAGAUCUCCAGUCACACCUGGCAAAUGUGGAAUCCCAGCUUCCAGAUCUCCAGUCACGCCUGGCAAACUUAGAAUCUCAGCUUCCAGAUCUCCAGUCACACCUGGCAAAUGUGGAAUCCCAGCUUCCAGAUCUCCAGUCACGCCUGGCAAACAUAGAAUCUCAGCUGAUUAGUCUGAAAUCAGACAUGACAACGAAUCAUAUUUUGGCAGUAAUUGCCAUCACAGUCAUGGUGGCACUGGAACUUUUCCAUUUCACUGGAAUAGUUUCCUCUUGGUUCAAGAAGACUGCACAAAAUCAGGUAAGAAAACAUUUGAACCCUUUUUCACCUAUCCCA